Messenger RNA from Helicoverpa armigera (cotton bollworm), 1041 nucleotides. Its product is annotated as craniofacial development protein 1. The record is from RefSeq and is a predicted model, not a curated record. Bases 192 to 983 code for a protein of 263 amino acids. The transcript has 4 exons. Gene Ontology annotation, cellular component: Swr1 complex. Lineage: Eukaryota; Metazoa; Arthropoda; Insecta; Lepidoptera; Noctuidae.
AUCGAAGUUCAAAAUGAAGUGAGACACAGGUAAACAAAAAAGCAAAACCUAUUGUUAAGUGUCAUCGGAGACUUUUCGAAGUUUUGAAACAAUUAAAGAAUAGAAAGGUAGUAAGAUACAUUUGAAAUAUAAGACUUAUUUUCAAUAAUUGAUUGAUCAACAGGGAAGCAGUCAUUACCACCUUUUAAAUCAUGUCGUCAGGCAGCGAGAGCGAUGAGGAUUACGUACCGGGAGAGCCUGAGAAAGUAUCCGAAGAAGAAUCAGCCAAUGAAGAGACAGACUUACAGUUCGAAAAAGAACUAGAACAGAAAGCAAAGAAACGGAAAAAUGUUACAGAAACAAAAGGCACAAAGAAACGCAAAACAAGAAAUGGCGCACAAGAGAAAGAAGAGUCUCCAGCAAGGGAAAUAGAAGAAAGCGAGCCGGUACAAAAUCCAGAAGAAGAAAAGAAAAAAGAAGACGACUUAUGGGCGAAGUUUCUGGAAGGAACUGAUACAAAACCCAAACCUACCUCCACUGUAACCAGCACUAGCGUUAACACUCCCACCAAACCCGUAGUCAGUAAGCCAGAAGUUCCGACAGCCAAAAGUAAUGACGAUCAAGCUAGAGAGAAGAGAAUAUUCGAGUUUGCAGGUGAAACUAUCGUUGUGGAAAAUAAUACGAUCAAAGAAAGGAUUAAGACCGCUGAUAGUCCUGCUGCAGGAAGCAAACUGGAAGGCCCGUCCCGCAGUCGAGCGUUAGGAGGAACCGGUCUAUCAGGCAUCCUGGGCCAGAUCAACAAAAAGAACAAGCUCUCCACGUUAGAGAAGUCCAAGCUCGACUGGUCUACUUACAAGCAAGAGGAAGGUCUUGAAGAAGAAAUACAAAGCCACAACAAAGGGAGAAACGGCUAUUUGGACAAACGAGAUUUUUUGGAACGCGCAGAUGUUCGACAGUACGAGAUCGAAAGAGAUAUGCGUCUCAAUCGUCGCAGCAAUCGAUAAAAUUAUAGAACAAUGUUAAUGAGCCAUAAUCUUCACUAUUAAAUAUCUAAUAAGCCUA